Messenger RNA from Cyprinus carpio (common carp), 4593 nucleotides. RefSeq names its product zinc finger protein ZFPM1-like. NCBI's taxonomy places the organism in Eukaryota, Metazoa, Chordata, Actinopteri, Cypriniformes, Cyprinidae. Gene Ontology annotation, molecular function: RNA polymerase II-specific DNA-binding transcription factor binding. Gene Ontology annotation, cellular component: nucleus. The record is from RefSeq and is a predicted model, not a curated record. The transcript has 10 exons. Gene Ontology annotation, biological process: megakaryocyte differentiation; negative regulation of transcription by RNA polymerase II; erythrocyte differentiation. Bases 664 to 4170 code for a protein of 1168 amino acids.
CAUACGCAAGGGGCGUGGCGGAGGCGUGUCAUAACAUAUCAGCGCUACUGUUUCAUGUGUCGAUCGAGCUCUGUUGAGAACUGCGCUCUCUCUGUGCUUCACCGGAGUAGACAUAAACAAGUGAUUAAAAGCUAAAGGUUUAGUUUUCUGCAGUAGCAUACGCGCUGUCAGGGCUACAUCGGCAGAUUUUUCUGUGGCUAACAGAGAGGAUAGAUCGCUCUUCUGGGAAGACGUCGAAAAGUAACUAAGCCUCACUCACUCGGCCACAGGUAGCUGUUUCGGCUCUGAAUAUCAAAGUACAGGUCAUGCGGGUGUCUUCGGACGGACAGAGAGCUGUGAUCCAGUGCUGCUGUUACUGCUAGUGACUCCGGUGGACUGAUCGCUUUUGCCGCAAGCUGAGCAGGAACGACGGAAUUAAGCAUGUCCCGAAGAAAGCAGAGCAAACCCCGGCAAAUCAAACAAACAGAUGGCGCGAAUCUUGGCAAAGCAAGUGAAAGUCCACUCCUGUACGUCAGCGUGUCCGCAGAGGUCCCGCCAGUGCUGCGCAAGCCCUGAGGCUCCCAGCUUAUCUACGGCUCCAGUGAUGCUGGUGACACGAGUCCCAUCCAGCCAGGCUCUAUUGGGGAUCUUAAUGGAGGUGAGGAUCCAUCUGAUGAUGUAAGCAUGUCAGGAGAGGAAGGCGGAGCUUCAGACCAAGAGGACUCUGCAGAGUGUGACGGUUCAAGUCCACCUUCAUUUACACCACUUUAUAACGAAGAGCCAAGAAUGCACGAGUCCAGUUCGGUGCCGGAUGAGGGUGGGGAGGAUGAGAAAGGACCAAAACACUGUGCAGAAGAUGAGGAGGAGGAAAUGGCAGAUGGGGAAGGGGAACCCCAGUGGAACGGCCCAGAUGAUCUUAUGCUAAGUGGCAGUGCUGAUGACUUCAAGGUCCUGGCCCUCAGGGACCUGUCAGAUGACACCGUGUGGGGCCCGUUUUCUGGCAGCAUCCAAUCAGGCGAGACCACAGAUGGACCUGCCAAUGAGAGGCCUGUAUUGUCUGUGGAGUGUGAGGAGGCAGACUGCUGGCUCAAAAGGAUUCCUGUGACCUCAAGCCCCACCGAGUCAAACUGCAUCAUCUACAGUCAGGGAGGAGUGUUAUUCUGCAAGCUGACGCAGGAGCUGUCCAGUGGUGAUGCACUUCUGGCAACGCUGUCCUGCUCCACCACAGAUCAGUCAGCGGUGACUCAGACCCAGAGUGUGCGGGUGAAGGAGGAGCCUGCGUACCCCGCUGCUCUGCACUCUGAGAUCCAGCUCCUCCCUCAGCAGGCUGGCAUGGCUGCCAUCUUAGCAACUGCUGUCGUAAAUAAAGACAUUUUCCCUUGCAAAGACUGUGGGAUAUGGUACAGAAGUGAGAGAAAUCUCCAGGCCCAUCUUAUGUACUACUGCGCAAGCCGACAGAAGCAGCAGACCUCGGCCUCUCCUCCACAGGACAAGCCUAAGGAUUCAUACCCUAACGAGAGGCUGUGUCCAUUCCCACAGUGUAACAAAAGCUGCCCCAGUGCAAGCUCUUUGGAGAUCCACAUGAGAACACACAGUGUAGAGCGUCCGUUUGUGUGUUUGAUUUGCCUGUCAUCUUUCACCACUAAGGCGAACUGUGAGCGGCACUUGAAGGUUCACACAGACUCGCUGAAUGGUGUGUGUCACGGCUGUGGUUUCAUCUCCACAACACGAGACAUACUGUAUAGCCACCUGGUCACCAGUCACAUGGUUUGCCAGCCUGGUUCUCACAGUGAGGUGUACUCACCCAAACUGCCUCUGGCUGCAGGCUUGAGUCCAGGAGACUCUGGCAUUGUUCUGAAAUGUCAAGUGUGCGGCUACUCCGCCGACACACCUGCCCUACUACAACAGCAUGUACACACACACCUGGAAGUGAGGGUUCCGGCAGAGAGGAGCCCUGCACCUCGCAAGAGCAGUCCUCCUUCCUCUGAGCUUCCAGAGCUGCAAGAGACGGAGCCUGCUGCCUGCGUGCCGCGACCAGACUCCUCCAGCCCAGGAGCCAAUGGGAGCUCAGCCUCUCAAGGCUGCAGUCCCCUCAACCAGCUCAAUAUCAAAGAGGAGCCACGUUCAGACUAUGAAAAUGACUCAAAGGAAGAAGAACAGGCGGGUAGUCCUGAAGGAAAUGCUGUGGAGGCAAGCUCAUCUCAGUCUACUUCACCUAAGAGCCCCACGGUGGUGGCGGUUAAGACGGAGCCAGCCAGUCCAACUCCAGGUUCCAGUCCCGUACACCCUGGAAUGGGCGGUUCUGUUCUCCCUGGAGGUGCAAUGUUUCUACCACAGUACAUGUUCAAUUCCGAGGCUGCCAUAAUGCCACAAGCAUCUGAGAUCCUGGCUAAGAUGUCUGAGAUGGUACACAGUAGGCUUAAACAGGGACAGGGACUGGCAGCUGGACAGCAGAGCUUCUACCCACCAGGCUCUCCUGCUAGCGUUCACAAAGGAGCCACGUGCUUUGAAUGUGACAUCACCUUCAACAACAUCAACAACUUCUAUGUCCACAAGAGGCUUUACUGCUCCGGCAGGCAUCAGCAAGGUGAGGCAGCAGGCCCGAUGAAGGAAGGGGCGGUCACAGCAGCUGCUCCGGCUGCCAUUCACGCUGCUUCACCCCAGGCCAGACCAGUCAGCCGCGCAGCUUCGGCCUCUCCUAGCUACCCUGACCCUGCCCCAAGAGGCACAGCCUUAGAGCCCAAGUUAGUGGAGGUGAAAACUGAGGAUCCAGGGCAGAAAGAGGCCACCUGCUCGUCAUCCUCAGAGGGAGAGGGACCUGGAGGAGGGCAGGCCAGUGAGGGUAGUCAAAGUCCUAGUGGCUCCACUGAAGACCCAGACGAUGAUCCCACUCGCACCUUCUGCCAGGCCUGCAACAUCCGAUUCAGCCGCCACGAGAACUACACUGUCCACAAGCGAUUCUACUGCGCCUCGAGACAUGAUCCCUCCAUCCAGAGGCCCAAUUCUGGUAAGACCGCCUUCCUUCCCCAACCUAUCCGCACACGCAAGCGCAAGAAGAUGUACGAGAUCCACAUGGCUCAAACUGAGGCUUUGGCCAAUGCCACUGCUUUGCCGUCAGCAACAAGUCUGGCGGUGAAACAAGAGGGCUCUUCCCUUCCUCCAUUGCCCCAAGUAUCCACUCCAACACGCAGCUCAAGUCCUGAAGUUGACGGACCCAUCGACUUGAGUAAAAGACCCAGACUAAGAGAAAGCCAGAGAGGGGGCAGUGUUCCCGCUCUGCCCCUUACUGACUACCACAAGUGCACCGCCUGCAGCAUUAGCUUCAAUAGCAUCGAGAACUACCUAGCCCACAAGACCUACUACUGCCCUGCAACUACCCAGCAACCGCACACUAUGGAACAGCUUAACCGGUUGAAGAGACCUGCUUCCACCUCACCAAAGAACCGUGCUGUCGACUUGCCCCCUGAUGCCAAAGGGCUUCAGACAGGUAAAACCGCAGCGGUUCUGCAUUCAUCCGCCCUACCUGGCUCUGAAUCCACUCCUCCACAUGUGCAGGGACCAAAGACACCCAGCACUUCCCCAGUAGUGUGUCCUUACUGCCCUCCCAACAGACCGCUGACCUGUAAUCUGAUGGAGCAUUUUAAAAUGACUCAUGGUCUGGUGCUCACACUACAACAACAUUCGGAGAUGCAGUCCUCUGGAGUCAGUCCUAGUCCCAGCCUUAGCCCACGGGAAGGAGCUCCUCUCACCCCACCUAAAAAACCAAGCCCUCUGCACCGUAAGGACAGUGUGAAUGGCCGGAGCAUCAAGGUGGAAGCAACAUCUCCUUCCUCACCUGUGCUUAAUGGAAGUCCGCUAGAAACCCAGUCCGUGGGGUCUGGUUCUCCAAAAACCACACCCCCUGCCCACUCCCCUACAGGAGUAACUGUGUCACCUGUGCCUGAAAUGUUAAGAGAGGUGAGGCAGCUAGGCCACACCCCAUUACCUACACUCCUCCCUGAAAAGGCAGGCCUUGCUGUAAGCCAUGUCCACACAACUCUGUCCACGCCUAAAACACCCCUCGCCUCUCCUCUGCAGAACGGGAACACCCGCUACUGCCGGCUGUGCAACAUCAAAUUCAGCAGCCUCUCCACAUUCAUUGCACACAAAAAAUACUACUGUUCCUCUCACAGUGCCGAACAUGUCAAGUGAGCCCUCUACCUAGUCAAUUCUGCCAUUCCUCUUAUGCAUAGAAGUGCCAAUCAUGGCACUGCCGACCUGAUCCGGACAGAGCAUGAUAGUGGGACUGUUACUAGCCAGAUAUGGACGUCUCCAUACCGACCAUGUUAUCUGGUGUUGUUACUAUGGUAACUUAUUACACGUUAUGGGUCAAGUUUGUAUUACACUAAGAGAUGAGACUACCUGCACACAGAUUGUGCCCCACUGACCUAUUCCCUCAUCCAUGCAGACUUCUUUCAUCUGUGAGUUUAUAAAUCUGCUGAUGGAAAGUGACAUCUUGCCCUAUAAUUUGCUUUGAAAAUGCUGUUUUAAUCACUCCUAUGUUUUUAUGUUUAUUUGAAUCAAUGAUGGCAUUGUAUAUUUGUAAAAGAUUGUUUGACUGAGCCAUUUUUGUUU